CACACUUUCCUCACACUUUUCUCUCAGACCCUCAUCAAACACUUUGGUAUCAAAAACCCAGCAAACCCUUUGAGCUUUAGAGAGAUGGCAAAAGUGGGGAAGCUAACAAAGCUCAAGUCAGUCAUAAAGAGAUGGCCUUCAUUCACCAAGCUCACCCGCACCACAAGCUCCAUAGCUGCCGCAACAAGCGAAUCAGAUCAUGACAGCAAGGUCUCCAAGGAGCUUCAUGCUGUGUACGUGGGCAAGUCCAGGAGGAGAUACUUGGUCAACUCAGACAUCGUUGAUCACCCCAUCAUCCAAGAGCUGGUGGACACGUCAUCAGGUGAGGUGGUGGUGGCCUGUGAGGUGGUGCUGUUUGAGCACUUGCUGUGGAUGCUGGAAAACUCCGAGACUCAGUUGGGCUCCAUGGACGAGCUUGUUGAGUUCUACACUUGCUGAGUUCUGUGUGUUUUGACAAGAAAUGAAUUGAGUUAAUUAGCUAAUUUGUAAAUUAAGACUAUAAUUAGGGAAUUAAUGUUUUGUUUUAGUUUUUGUGUGUGUGUGUGUGUGGCUGCUAUUUGUGAAUGCAUGUCCAUUUGGACGGUGAGGUUUGAUUUAAUUAACCCAUUUCAUUUAAUUUUACUGCGAAUGGAGAUCGACCAUGUUAAAGAACUUGGUUAAUUAUGUUAUGAAUUGUCAUUUUAUUUA
Prunus dulcis (almond) is the source of this 687-nucleotide messenger RNA. Its product is annotated as auxin-responsive protein SAUR78. The record is from RefSeq and is a predicted model, not a curated record. Gene Ontology annotation, biological process: response to auxin. Bases 85 to 438 code for a protein of 117 amino acids. The transcript has a single exon. NCBI's taxonomy places the organism in Eukaryota, Viridiplantae, Streptophyta, Magnoliopsida, Rosales, Rosaceae.